Molecule: messenger RNA, 237 nt
Organism: Nezara viridula (southern green stink bug)
Lineage: Eukaryota; Metazoa; Arthropoda; Insecta; Hemiptera; Pentatomidae
Source: the annotation of a GenBank genome assembly
AUGAACCUCAUGACUUUCUCCCUCCAGUCGGAACAUGAUGCCCUUCUAGAAAGUACCUUAGGACAUGCUAACCCUCUUGAAAGUGCGAUUUAUGCAAAGAGUCAUCCCAAGCGCCAUGCAUUCUCCAGUGACCUCCAACACCCACCAUCACCGGAAGCGAUGCUGCAGCGAACGAACGAUACAGGAAGUGCCACAGUGCUUGCUGCUUCCUUUUCAAAAAAUGGCCGCAAAAACUAA